Punctularia strigosozonata HHB-11173 SS5 is the source of this 405-nucleotide messenger RNA. RefSeq names its product Prefoldin subunit 4. NCBI's taxonomy places the organism in Eukaryota, Fungi, Basidiomycota, Agaricomycetes, Corticiales, Punctulariaceae. Gene Ontology annotation, cellular component: cytoplasm; prefoldin complex. The record is from RefSeq and is a predicted model, not a curated record. The transcript is spliced from 5 exons. Gene Ontology annotation, biological process: protein folding. Bases 1 to 405 code for a protein of 134 amino acids.
AUGAGUAGCAUGAGAUUGAUGCCGCAGGAAGAGGAGGAUGAGAACAACGCCGAGGUUACGUGGGAGGACCAGCAACGGAUCAACGAGUUCUCCAAACUCAAUACGCGACUGAAGAAUAUCGAGGGGAAGCUCGCGGAGUUGAAGCAAGAGAAGGAAGCGCUCGACGAUCUGUCGACGGAACUCGAGCUUGCGGACGAGGACGAGCCUGUAAUGUACCGGAUCGGCGAGACGUUCGUCCACGUCCCACUCAACCGCGCCCUGAAGCGAUUGGAACGAGAUCAAGGGUCGAUCGACUCCCAGCUCUCGGAAUUGGCAGACAAGGCUGAAGUAUGCGAAAAGGGGAUGAAAGAGCUUAAGGUCAUUCUGUAUGCGAAGUUCGGAAAGGCGAUCAACUUGGACGAAUGA